AAACAUUAGAGCAGAGGACAGAAGUAGAAUCACAUUCCGGUACGUGACCUGGUGCGUCCUCCAACUGCAAAUUCUUCAGAUUUGACAGCGGGUCACACUAGGACACGAUUAUCAGGAUCAUGGUUUUCGAGGAGAAAAUGAUCUUAAACGGGGAACCCGAUGAGGAGGAAGAGGAGGAGGAAGAAGAGGACGAAGAGGACAUGGUGGAUCCACUUGAAACUGUAAGGCAGAAGUGUGAACAGUCGGAGCACUGCGUCCACAAUCGAGAGAGACUGGAAGCAUGUGAGAAUAGGGUUGGCUCAAGGUCUGAGACCGAUGAGGACUGCACUGAGGAGCUCUUUGACUUCCUUCAUGCCCGCGACCACUGUGUGGCACACAAAGUUUUCCAUUCUGUGAAGUGAUGUCCUUCAGGUCCCAUCUGUUGGAGGAUCCCCUUCAGAUGUAUAGUUAUAUUACUUCUGUGUCAAGAACAUGGUUUUAACAGGUCCUUGUAUGGAUCUGUGCUGUAUCUUAAGUACACUGUAUCUGUUUAUGUGAAUAAAUUGUACAUUCAAUGUCAA
This is a messenger RNA of Hypomesus transpacificus, 560 nucleotides long. RefSeq names its product cytochrome b-c1 complex subunit 6, mitochondrial (gene uqcrh). Gene Ontology annotation, biological process: mitochondrial electron transport, ubiquinol to cytochrome c. Lineage: Eukaryota; Metazoa; Chordata; Actinopteri; Osmeriformes; Osmeridae. The coding region runs from base 120 to 401 and encodes 93 amino acids. The transcript has 4 exons. The record is from RefSeq and is a predicted model, not a curated record.